Silurus meridionalis is the source of this 875-nucleotide messenger RNA. It is a transcript of the gene pdx1, whose product is annotated as pancreatic and duodenal homeobox 1. The transcript has 2 exons. The record is from RefSeq and is a predicted model, not a curated record. Gene Ontology annotation, cellular component: nucleus. Gene Ontology annotation, biological process: regulation of transcription by RNA polymerase II; type B pancreatic cell differentiation. The coding region runs from base 38 to 778 and encodes 246 amino acids. Lineage: Eukaryota; Metazoa; Chordata; Actinopteri; Siluriformes; Siluridae. Gene Ontology annotation, molecular function: RNA polymerase II cis-regulatory region sequence-specific DNA binding; DNA-binding transcription factor activity, RNA polymerase II-specific.
GGGACAGGACGCUUUUCCCUCACCGUGCAUUACAGGCAUGAAUCGGGAAGAACAUUAUUACUCUGCCAGUCACCUUUACAAGGACUCCUGUGCCUAUCAGAGGCCACACAAUGAGGAGUUCAGCCCAAGCCCGCCACCGUGCCUUUACAUGACCAGGCAGACCCAAGCCGUCUACGCUUCUCCUGCUUUAGGCACCCAGGACCAACACAACCAUCUUCCUGAUAUCACGUCCUAUGUGUCCGGACGAGAAGAACUGGCUGUGUCUCACCUGCAUCACUCACAAGCCCAACAGCUGCCUCUUCAAACAUUUACGGGGUAUGGAGACUCUCUGGACCUGUGCUCUGAACGAAACAGGUGCCAUCUUCCUUUCCCGUGGAUGAAAUCGACAAAAUCUCACACACAUGCUUGGAAAGGACAAUGGGCAGGUCCCUACGCGGCGGAGCACGAGGAGAACAAGCGCACGCGCACGGCCUACACGCGCGCGCAGCUGCUCGAGCUGGAAAAGGAGUUUCUCUUCAACAAGUACAUCUCGCGGCCGCGGCGCGUCGAGCUCGCGCUCACGCUCAGCCUCACCGAGCGCCACAUCAAGAUCUGGUUCCAGAACCGGCGCAUGAAGUGGAAGAAGGAGGAGGACAAGCGGAAGGCGCGCGCCGGCGACCCCGAGCAGGAUGCGUCCGUCACGUCCGGCGACCUCCGCGACGACGCGUGCGGCGGUCCCGUGGCUCCACCGUCUCCACGCUCUCGCCCCGAGCCCUUGGUAGCGCGAGACCCCGCCUGAGCAUGUCUGCACGACAUUUCGGACAUUUUGUGCAUGAGAUCCUGAAAACUCCUGGACUGGAAAUAAGUUGUAAAUAAAAUGUAUAGACUGCUAUCUA